Musca vetustissima is the source of this 2818-nucleotide messenger RNA. RefSeq names its product protein suppressor of white apricot (gene su(w[a])). NCBI's taxonomy places the organism in Eukaryota, Metazoa, Arthropoda, Insecta, Diptera, Muscidae. Gene Ontology annotation, molecular function: RNA binding. Gene Ontology annotation, biological process: RNA processing; mRNA 5'-splice site recognition. The transcript has 7 exons. Bases 47 to 2818 code for a protein of 923 amino acids. The record is from RefSeq and is a predicted model, not a curated record.
UUUGCGAAAGCCACAAACAUUAACGGGAUGGCAAAAUUCGACAGACAUGGAGAAGAAAAUUGAUCUACUAGUCUUUGGCUAUGCCUGUAAGAUUUUCCGUGAUGAUGAGAAGGCACGUGAAAUUGACCAGGGCAAGCAUCUAAUACCGUGGAUGGGCGAUGAUACCCUAAAAAUUGACAGAUACGAUGUGCGAGGAGCACUCUAUGAUUUAACACCGUAUGAACCUCCGCCUGGGGGUGGUUAUGAAAAUCGACUCGAUUGCUUGACUGCCGAAGAACAAAGGGCGGAACAGUUAUGUGAAGAGGAACGAUAUUUGUUUUUAUACAAAAACGAGGAAGACGUUAUAACCAAACAAGAGGAAGAGUUGAAGCGCUUGAAGCAAGAAACAAAUGGUGGUGGCUACAGUCAAGUGGGACACACUUAUGAUGAGUCGAAAGAAAUUAUAGAGAGUCGUGAAGAGUUCAGUAAUUCCCCAACAUGCGAAGAACCCGAACAAAUCUUCCAACUGCCACAGAAUUUCCACGUUCCGCCCGAUAUGCAUUUGCCAGACACAAUGAAACAACAUGCUAUUAUUGAGAAAACCGCACGAUUCAUAGCCUCACACGGCGUUCAAAUGGAGAUUCUUCUCAAGGCGAAGCAGUCCAACAACGUACAAUUUGAAUUUUUGUCACAAAAUUCGUUGCUGUAUCCAUAUUACAGGCAUGUUAUGAGUGCCAUUAAGAAUGGAACGUAUCCAGAAACCUUCAGCAAACAAGAAACUGGCAAUUCCGAAGGGGAUAGUUCUCUGAGGACAUAUGGAUCCGCAGCUGUAAGUGCUGAGGAAAAACCAGUUGUUUUAGUGCCCAUGGUCAAGUACAAACCUUCAGCAGAUUGUGCAUACACUCAGCUAAUCAGUAAAAUUAAGGGAGUUCCACUAGCAGAGUUGCACGACGAAUCAUCAAGACAAAGCGCGUCUUCACAACAAGAGUCUUCAAACAACUCGCCUUGCAUCACUCCCGUUCUUCUGCAAUAUAACGGUGCAACUUUUAUAACGGAACAAGACGAUUGUUCCGAUUCUAGUAGUCAGAAAGUAGCAAUCACCAACGCCACAAACACAAGUUUAGGCGACACUGAGCCCAAGGUAGAGAUUCUGAAGAACUCGAGUGCUUUGGCUUUGGCUCAAAACUACUCGUCGGACUCUGAAAGCGGCGACGAGGAGGAGAUUACGUCCACAAACCCACUGAGCGAAGUAACACCACCAGCGAAUGUUGAUUUUCCCGUGCCCACCGAAAAUCUUAAGAAUAUUAUUGACAAGACAGCAGUUUAUGUUAUAAAAAAUGGCCGCCAAUUCGAAGAGACUCUGCGAAGUAAAUCGGCCGAACGCUUCACAUUUUUGUUGCCUGACAAUGAAUAUUAUCCAUACUAUAUGUAUAAAAUAACGGGCGAUGUAAACGCGGCUUCUAAGGAAAGAAAACAACGCAAAGCCAAGGAAGUUGCAGAAGCGUUGAUGAACAAAAAGGGACUGAUGCGCGACAAAGGUUCGAACAAUCCCGUAUGCUUUUCUAUAAAACCUAAAGAAGAUGUACCAAACACCACUCUACAGCCUCCGGUUUUACCGCAGGAUACAAGUGAUGACGAAGAAAAACUAAAUACGCCGACUACUACCGCAGCAAAUAUAGCUACAAGCAGCAACCCCAACCGACACGUCCCUGAACACGUACAAAAAGCUAUAUUUGAAGUGGAAUCUCAGCUAAUGGCGCGAAAUGCGCAAAUAGCUGCAGCUGCGUUAGCCUUUCGAAGUUCUAGUAUUUUACCCGUGAAUAAUUUACUUCCCAUUACAACAAUUCCUGCAAUCGCCCCAUUGAAGUCGACAAUGUCUUCUGGAACAUUGGUGGUGUCAUCAAAUGUAUCGGCCGCAUCAAAGGCGGAAGCGGAACGCAACGCUCUAUUCGAACAACAGCAGCAGCAGCGACAUAAGGAAUUAAAAAAAGCCGAGGAAAAGGUCAAAGACAAGUUGGCUCAAAUUGCUAGAGAAAAAUUGGGCGGAAUUGUGUCAAAGGAAAAACAAUUGCAACUGGAACGGAAACGAAAAGCUAUGGCAUUCCUGAACCAAAUUAAGGCCGUUGCGUCCGGGGAAACGAACAACAGGGAACAAUCCACAAAGACUGAUGAAAACACUGAUCAGCCGCGAAAAGAGGAUGGUGCUAGUGAUUCGGAAGGAUCCGUACAGUCUAUACCCAUAACGUCUUACGGACCGGAAGAUAACAGUGAAGACGAAAAUUCAGUGAAUAUGGUGACUCACAAUGUCAUUUCCAAAUUUGUACCUGCAAAAGUGUCCCCACCAACAAAACUUGCCAAAAAGCUUAAUGACCGAUUGCCGAAUAUUAAUGAAACCAAUCACAUCAGGAAAAGAAAGUCCCGAUCAAGAAGUAGGACAAAGGAAGAUGUUUGCUCUUCGGCCACUCAUACUGAGAGUAAGCGUCAGUAUAGAAAACGGGAAUCGCGACCUACGUCAUCAUCCUCGGAAGCUAGCCAUGCUGGUGGCGAUGACGCCAAGAUGCAAAAACAUCGAUCGGAAUCCCGAUCCAAGUCAAAACCACACAAAUCGAAAAAAUCCAAGUCAAAGAAAUCAAAAUCAAAAAAGAAAUCUAAGAAACACCAAAAGUCAAAAUCGAGAUCUCGAUCACGAUCACGAAGCUACAAUCAACACUCGACGCGACGUCAUCGUCGCAGCAGAUCCCGUUCCUAUACCUAUUCUGACGAUUAUUCAAGUGACAAUUCGAAAUGUUAUCAAUCUGAUCAUCGAUCCCACGGGAAUAAGCGACAACGCUAUGGGUAG